UCCAUGAAAACACCGGACGGACCCACGGAGGGCUUCGUUGCACAUUGCCCGUCAUAACCACUACACUUUCAACAGGAAUCCAUCAACAUUUCGACGGCAAGGGGUGCAGCGUCUGUGGAAAAGACUGAUGAGGUGAAAAAAAAUCCCAAAGGAAGCCGCUGUGGUUCGUCUGUUGGGCCUAACUCUGAGUGACCCUACUGCCUGCCUGCCUGCCCCCCCCCUGUCAUUUCAAGAGGAGGCAGGGGUCCCUCUGGGUGCCCCCCUUUCACGAAACACCAUGUGCCAAAGCUGGAGCGGACUAACUUUGACCCCAUAGACUGCCAAACCUCUUGUGUACCUUCCCCUCUAGUCUGAGGACCCUCCUGAUCCUCCACACUGCCCCCCGGUCAACAUGAAGAGGGUAGUGGCAUGGACAGCCGAGGAUGUCUCUGACUGGUUAAGCAAAGAGGGGAUGCCAGAGUACAUCGAUACCCUCCAUCAAACAAACGGCUCUGCCCUGCUCAGGCUCACAGAGGCAGAUUUCCAGACGGUGCCCCUCUCGCUGGUUUCGUCUGAUGGCGGUCAGCAACUGUUGGAGAAAGUGGAGACGCUGCGGAUAGAGACUCAUAUUGAGGCUCAUAAAAAUGGGCAUGCAAAUGGGCACGCUGGUGGACUGCCCAACGGGACUAGUAAACCCUUAAGGAAUGGUACAUUGGGCAUGAAGAACUUGCCAGAAAUGGUCCACAUCCGCAUCCCUAUGACGGAAGCGACACGCCCCUCCUUCCCUGCUGAGUGGGGCAAGACUGGCAUAGCAUUCAUCUACGCAGUGGUGUGCUUUGUCACCACCACUGUCGUCAUCUCGGUGGUCCACGAGAGAGUACCGCCAAAGGAGCACACCCCACCACUGCCCGAUAAGUUCUUUGACAUGUUUGACAGGAUAUCGUGGGCCUUCUCCAUCUGUGAGAUCAAUGGCAUGCUGCUGGUGGGACUCUGGCUGAUCCAGUGGCUUCUACUCAAGCACAGGUCAAUUAUAGGCAGGCGGUUUUUCUUCAUUGUGGGCACACUCUAUAUGUACCGGUGUAUUACAAUGUACAUCACCACUCUGCCUGUUCCCGGGAUGCACUUCAAAUGCUCUCCAAAGCUUCUUGGGAACUGGGAAGCACAGAUGAGGAGAGUAAUGAAGAUGAUUGCUGGUGGGGGCCUUUCCAUCACAGGUUCCCACACCAUGUGUGGAGAUUAUCUGUACAGUGGCCACACAGUAAUGUUAACACUAACAUACCUCUUCAUCAAGGAGUAUUCCCCCAAACGCUUCUGGUGGUACCACUGGUUUUGCUGGACAUUGAGCGCUGUGGGAAUUUUCUGCAUUCUCCUGGCUCAUGACCACUACACUGUGGAUGUGGUGGUGGCAUAUUUUAUCACUACACGCCUCUUCUGGUGGUACCACACUAUGGCCAACCAGCAGUCGCUGAAAGAGACUUCACAGAGUAACCCGUUCUCACGGGUGUGGUGGUACAGACUGUUCCAAUACUUUGAAGAAAACGUCAACGGCACGGUCCCUCGGAACUAUCAGCUGCCGCCAUCAUGGCGAGUGUUGCAGUGGAGCCGCAGUGUUAAGUACAGCAAACUGGACACCCAGUGACCCUUACGUCAAAGCAGGCGAGGACUGUGACUUCCUGAAGUGCUGUCUUUACCUGUGAAGACGGCAGAGUUUAAUGUAGCGCUGUCCUCCCCCCCUCUAGUAACAGACACAACCUCUCCAAAUGGGUAACACUGUGACCCACCUAGUAUUUUUUUUUUCUCCAGGUGUAUAUGUACUAUAUAUAUAUUAUUUCUGUUAUCUUGUCCUCUUUCUCUUCUGGUAGUAUUUGUCAACUCAGAGCACUAAUUUAUAUUUGUUUUGUGUCUUUUCCUCUCUGUGGGCCACAUAACAGUUUCUGCUUUUGUAGCGGAUCAAUGAAGCAUUUCAAAAAACUUGUCAAUACUCAAAGUUUUUGGCCAUAAAGACUCAACAAACUUUUUUUUUUCACUCAGCACAAAAACUUAAUGUUAAUGUCUUUAUGUUUGUACAAAUUUUUUAGUGCAAAUAGUGUCAAUCAAAUCCAUAUUUGAUAACCAAAAUGCCAUAAGCAUUUUUCUUUUCUUUUUUUUAUUAUAGCAAAUUACGUUUUGUAAACUGUCCUUGCUAAAAUGAGUCAAAGGUGCAAAAAAACUUUUUUCUAAGUAUGUCAAACCUUAUUUUUUCAGAAACAAAUGAUGUCCAACACAAGAUUUUUAGAUUUUUACCUUUUUCAAGAUGGAUAACUGAGAGCAUAAGAAUCUAAUGUGGUAUAACAUUAUUCCAGUGCCUUUCUUAGCUUGAUUGUAAAACAGUUCAAGUACUAUGUGUCUUGUUUCCCUCUGCUGUGGGUGUGAACACUCCGCAGUACGAGGUGGUACUUAGUUAACAGUCUUGUUCAAUUGAAUGUAAAAACGACUACGCCAGCCUUACCAGAAGAUUGGUCUUCCCAAAUUUAAAUGCAGUGAGUGAAAUGUCCCAUUUAUUUAUUGAUGCUUUAUGAUGUCAGUUUGUGCUUGGUUAGUUAAUACUGUUCUAACAGAAAAAUGACUGUUAAUUGUAUUUUUUUUCUCAUGUCUGUACCAUUUCAUUUUACCAAUCAAUCUUUAACCAACACCAGCCAUGUUUAAAACCUGACCUUUGAUGCUCAGUCUGCAGGCUUUACUGUAUCUGCCAAACAUCACUGCCUGAUCGGAAAUUUGAUCAGAAAUAUCUCUGAGGUGCGAAAUUUUGUUUUUCUGCAUGUGGCAUCAUUGCUGCAUCUCCUCAGAGAUGAUAAUGAGCCUCGAUCUUGUUCCCCACAUUGAGUCCCACUUCAGAAUUGGAAAUAUUCUCAUUAACAUCUUGUCUUGUACCCUUUUAUUGAUGAGAUGUUGAGGAAAAUGUACAAUAUGACAGUUGUACUGAGUUUAGGGAAUGUUAAUGGCGUGAAAACUGAAACUUUAGGCAAAGUUUCUGAGCAUGUCUGUAAUGGUUCUGUAUUUGUAUGGUUUAUCAAAUCAAGCUGCUACCACACACUCUGAAGAAACUGUAUCCUCUACAUUGUGUCCCAGGUGCAAUGCCCAAACAAACACUCAAUAUGGGACUUGUGUAAGGGGAACAAGUUGAAGCAUGAUACACAGAGCGGGUGAUAGAUUUGGCCAUACGAGUGCACAUACGAUAACACUGAUUUCCAUGAAUGUGAAAAUGCAUCCUUGUUGAUGAUCCUAAUUAUGUACACGUUGACUGAACUUUAAUGAAGUAUUACACAAGUUCAUCUGUAGCUUUGAAGCUUUUGAAACUGCACUAAGCUCAGUACAAAUUCCAGGUAAAUAAUGACAAUAAAGGAUUAAUUUCAUUAAACAUUGUCAAAAGAAGGAGGUGACCAAAUAGCAUUUUCAACAUGAAGAAGUCUACAGAUAAUAUAGACUUCCCCUCCUUCCUGUAGCAUUGUCCAAUCAUUUCACUUUCACAGAUGAAGGUUUUUCAGCUUUGAAGAGCACAAAAGGUUCCUCAUAUAUGGCCAUAUUUUGAUUAUAGUCCAAACUCAGCUCUAAUAACGUUUGAGGGCCUUGAUAUGGAUGAAGGGUGGAGUUUAAGUUUGCUAAUCAAGCUGUCUUUUUUUUUUUUGUCUUAAAGAAAUCAAAUUCGGUUAUCCUGUAUGUCUCUAAACUUCUCACCCAGUUUGUCCCUUUUUGUGUGUAUACCAGAUGUUUGUAAGAUACGAUAAAGGAAUCUACUUGGGGCGCUUUUGAAUAAAAGAUUUUACUAUAACGUA
Molecule: messenger RNA, 3791 nt
Organism: Scomber japonicus (chub mackerel)
Lineage: Eukaryota; Metazoa; Chordata; Actinopteri; Scombriformes; Scombridae
Product: phosphatidylcholine:ceramide cholinephosphotransferase 1-like
Exons: 6
Coding region: 392-1618 (408 amino acids)
Biological process (GO): ceramide biosynthetic process; sphingomyelin biosynthetic process
Cellular component (GO): Golgi membrane; endoplasmic reticulum membrane
Molecular function (GO): ceramide cholinephosphotransferase activity; protein binding; sphingomyelin synthase activity
Source: RefSeq, a predicted model, not a curated record